Molecule: messenger RNA, 1164 nt
Organism: Castor canadensis (American beaver)
Lineage: Eukaryota; Metazoa; Chordata; Mammalia; Rodentia; Castoridae
Gene: Serpinb13
Product: serpin family B member 13
Molecular function (GO): serine-type endopeptidase inhibitor activity
Source: RefSeq, a predicted model, not a curated record
AUGGAUUCACUCAGUGUAGCAAUCACUCAGUUUGGGUUUGAUCUUUUCAAAGAACUGAAGGAAACAAAAGAUGGUAACAUCUUCUUCUCCCCUUUGGGCAUCUCAACUGCCAUUGGCAUGCUGCCCCUUGGGACUGGAGGAGCUACCGCCUCACAGUUACAGAAGGUGUUUUACUCUGAAAAAGACAAAGAAAACUCUGGAGUAAAGGCAGAAGAAAAAGAGAUUGAGAAGUCAGAAGAGAUACACCACCAAUUCCAAAAGCUUUUGGCUGAAAUAAGCAAACCCACUGAUGAUUAUGAACUGAACAUAACCAACAGGCUAUUUGGAGAGAAAACAUACCUCUUCCUUCAAAAAUACUUAGAUUAUGUUGAAAAACAUUACCAUGCAUCUCUGGAACCUGUUGAUUUUAUAAAUGCAGCAGAUGAAAGUCGAAAGAAGAUUAAUUCCUGGGUUGAAAGCCAAACAAAUGAAAAAAUCAAGGACCUGUUUCCAGAUGGCUCUCUUAGCAGCUCCACCAAGCUGGUGGUGAUAAACACAGUUUAUUUUAAAGGGCAGUGGGACAGGGAGUUUAAGAAAGAAAAUACCAAGGAGGAGGCAUUUUGGUUGAAUAAGAACACAAGUAAACCCGUGCAGAUGAUGGCACAGAGACACUCCUUUAGCUUCAGCUUCCUGGAGGACCUGCAGGCCAAAAUUGUGGGAAUUCCAUACAAAAACAAUGACCUCAGUCUGUUUGUGCUCCUGCCCAAUGACAUAGAUGGUCUGGAGAAGAUUAUAGAUAAAAUAAGUCCUGAGAAAUUAAUAGAGUGGACCAGUCCUGGGCACAUGGAGGAAAGGAGCGUGGACCUGCACUUGCCGCGCCUGGUGGUGGAGGAGAGUUACGACCUUGAGCCUGUGCUGGCAGCCUUGGGGACACGCGAGGCCUUCAGCGCGGACUUCUCGGGGAUGUCCCCGCGCUUCCACCUGCACGCGCACAAGUUUCGGCACAGGUCUCUCCUGGAGGUGACCGAGGAGGGCGUCCAGGCUGCUGCUGCCACCGGCAUUGGCUUCACCGUCUCUGCUGUCCCGGUCUGUGAACUCGUCCACUGCAAUCACCCUUUCCUGUUCCUCAUCAGGCACAACGCAUCCGACAGCAUCCUCUUCUUUGGCAGGUUUUCCUGUCCCUAA